UUCAUUUCAAACUAGCCGAAGAAACGGUUUCAGGCCCAGAAUUCAAAGACGAAGAGAUCUGUCGCUCUGUAACUCUGUUUAUGUACAAAUCUAAUCAUCAAAAAUAAAUAAAAAAUAUAAACAUCAACAACCACAAUCUCAAGGAUCGAUUCCCCCUUCAAGGUAUAGGCGCUCUCUGCGUAGUUCCUGCUGCAUGGUUCUAGCUUAAAUAGAAAGACACUGGAAUUAAUAUGGGGCGUCUGAAUUUGCAGUCAGGAAAUGAUUCUUUUCGAAGAGAAUUCAAUGACUGCCCUGUUAAAUCUACGAAAGGUGCCUUAGCAUGCAUGAUUAACUCUGAAAUAGGAGCUGUUUUGGCUGUGAUGAGGAGAAAUGUAAGGUGGGGCGUUCGCUAUGUCUCAGAUGAUGAUCAGCUGGAGCACUCUCUCAUUCGUUCCUUGAAACAAUUACGGAAACAGAUUUUUUCAUGGCAACAUAAGUGGCACAGUAUUGACCCAGCCGUCUAUCUCCAGCCAUUUUUGGAUGUAAUUCAGUCUGAUGAAACUGGUGCACCAAUCACAGGAAUUGCUUUGUCUUCAAUAUACAAAAUAUUAUCUCUUGAUGUGUUUGAUGUUGACACAGUCAAUGUGGCAGAAGCUAUGCAUCUGAUUGUUGAUGCUGUGACAACUUGUCGAUUUGAGGUGACUGAUCCAGCCUCUGAAGAAGUGGUGCUGAUGAAAAUUCUUCAGGUUCUUUUGGCAUGCAUGAAAAGUAAAGCAUCUGUCAAGUUGAGUAAUCAACAUGUAUGUAAUAUAGUCAAUGCAUGCUUUCGGGUUGUUCAUCAAGCAAGCUCUAAAGGGGAACUGUUGCAAAGGAUUGCACGCCAUACCAUGCAUGAAUUAGUAAGAUGUAUUUUUUCUCAUCUUCAUUAUAUAGACAACAAUGAAGGCGAAUUGGCCAAUGGAAGCUCCAGUAUUGCCGAAGAGGUUGAUGCACUAGACAAGGAGAAAACUUUUGAAAGCGAACAGCUAGAAAAUGGAGCUUUCAGUGUUGAAGUUGAUCCAUUAACUGAGGAUGCCACAAGUGAACUCAUGGAUAAAACAGAGAGUAGGAUGGAUGAAAACAAGAUAGAGGUUAGUAAUGGAAUGGAGUCUGUGGAAAACAGUGAAAAAGUUAUGAUGGAGCCUUUUGGAGUCCAUUGCAUGGUAGAUAUUUUUCAAUUUCUAUGUUCUCUUUUGAAUGUCAUUGAGCACAUUGAACUUGGUCCUCGAUCAAAUCCUAUAGCAUAUGAUGAAGAUGUUCCUCUAUUUGCUUUGGGUUUAAUUAAUUCAGUCAUUGAAUUGGGCGGUCCAUCAUUCAGCAAACACCCAGCAUUGAUGUCUUUAAUUCAAGACGAAUUGUUUCGUAAUCUCAUGCAGUUUGGUUUGUCGAUGAGUCCAUUAAUUCUUUCAACUAUAUGUAGCAUAGUUCUCAAUUUGUACCAUCAUUUGCGUAGUGAACUGAAAGUACAACUUGAAUCUUUCUUCUCUUGUGUGAUUAUGAGGAUAGCACAAAGCAGGCAUGGGUCAUCAUACCAACUGCAGGAAGUUGCCAUGGAAGCUUUGGUUGACCUCUGCAGGCAGCAGACUUUCAUGACUGAAAUGUAUGCUAAUUUUGAUUGUGACAUAACCUGCAGUAAUGUAUUUGAAGACCUAGUCAACCUGUUAUCAAAGAGUGCAUUUCCAGUAAAUGGACCUUUGUCUGCAAUGCAUGUCGCUGCACUGGAUGGCUUAAUAUCCAUGGUUACAUGUAUGGCUGAUAGGAUCUGUGACGGAUUGCCUCUUGCUGAGGAGGCAUCAGUAGAUUUUGAGGAAUAUUAUGCAUUUUGGACAAUGAAAUGUGAAAACUAUACAGACCCUAAUUCCUGGAUUCCACAUGUCCGUAAGAUGAGAAAUAUUAAGAGAACGUUGAUGAUUGGUGUGGAUCACUUUAACCGGGAUCCAAAGAAAGGUCUGGAAUUUCUCCAGGGAGUGCAUCUGUUGCCCGACACACUUGAGCCUCAGAGUGUUGCGUCUUUUUUACGGUACACAGCUGGGUUAGAUAAGAAUCUCAUUGGUGAUUAUCUGGGAAAUCACAGUGAAUUUUGCAUUCAGGUGCUUCAGGAAUUUGCUGGAACUUUUGACUUUCAUGACAUGAACUUGGAUACUGCAUUGCGGCUUUUCUUAGGAACUUUCAGAUUGCCUGGAGAGUCCCAGAAAAUACACAGAGUGCUUGAAGCAUUUGCUGAGAGAUAUUAUGAGCAGUCACCUCAGAUAUUAGCAAACAAGGAUGCUGCUCUUGUCUUGUCUUAUUCACUUAUUAUGCUGAACACAGAUCAACACAAUGCACAAGUUAAGAAAAAGAUGACCGAAGAAGAUUUUAUCCGCAACAAUCGGCGCACUAAUGGGGGGAAGGAUUUUCCUCGAGAGUACCUGUCAGAUUCUUAUCGGUCAAUCUGUGAGAAUGAAAUUCAGAUGAUUCCUGAGCAAGGUGUUGGUUUUCCAUUGAUGACAUCAGGUCGCUGGAUUAAUGUACUGCACAAAUCCAAAAUCACUAGUUCCUUCAUUGUCUGUGAUUCUAGAGCACUCUUCGACUAUGACAUGUUUACUAUCCUAUCAGGCCCCACAAUUGCUGCUAUGUCGGUGGUAUUUGAUCAGACAGAGCAGGAAGAGGUAUUAAAAUCAUGUGUUGAUGGGUUCUUGGCGAUCGCCAAAAUCUCUGCCUCGUAUCAUUUGGAUGAGAUAUUGGAUGAUUUAGUUGUGUCCCUCUGCAAAUUCACUAAUUAUAUGACUUCAUUACCUGUUGAUGAUGCUAUUUUGGCAUUUGGAGAUGACAUUAAAGCAAGAAUGACAGUUACAACAGUUUUCACCAUCGCAAACAGUUAUGGUGAUCACAUCCGUUCCGGCUGGAAAAACAUAUUGGAUUGUGUCUUGAGCUUCCAUAGGCUUGGCCUUCUACCUGCUCGGCUUGCCAGUGAUGCAACUGAUGAUAUGGAAUCCUCUUUAGACCUGGAAAAGAUGAAGCCUUCCCCAAGUUCAUCCUUGUCACACACUCCAUCUGGGACCACUCCUCGGAAAUCUUCCGGCGGUUUUAUGGGCCGAUUCAGUCAGCUCUUAUCUUUUGAUAUAGAAGAGCCUAAGUCACUGCCAACAGAGGAACAGGUUGCUGCUGAUCAGCUAACUCGUGAAACCAUACAAAGUUGCUACAUUGAUAGCAUAUUUUCAGAGAGUAAGUUCCUGCAAGCCGAGUCUCUAAUGCAGCUUGUAAGGUCGCUUAUCCUAGCUGCUAGCCGUUUCGGUAAGGGAACUAGUUCGUCGGAAGAUGAAGGUGCUGCAGUUUUCUGCUUGGAGUUGCUGAUUGCAAUUACACUUAAUAAUAGGGAUAGGAUCAUGCUUAUUUGGCAAGAAGUUUACGGGCAUAUUUCCAAUGUUGUUCAAUCAACUAUAAUGCCAUGCACUCUGGUGGAAAAGGCUGUGUUUGGGCUCCUUAGGAUAUGCAAGAGAUUACUUCCCUACAAGGAAAAUCUUACAGAUGAGCUUCUCAAGUCAUUGCAACUAAUAUUGAGACUCGAUGCUAGGGUUGCUGAUGCUUAUUGUGAACCUAUUACACAAGAAGUCAUGCGUCUUGUAAAAGCAAAUGCAACUCAUAUCAGAUCCCAUUUGGGCUGGCGUACGAUCACUUCCCUUUUAUCCAUCACAGCUCGACAUCCAGAAGCGUCAGAGACUGGAUUCGAGACAUUAGCAUUUAUCAUGCAUGAUGGGGCGUUCCUUUUGCCAUCUAACUAUGCUCUUUGUGUUGAUGCUGCAAGACAGUUUGCCGAAUCUCGAUUGGGUGAUGUGGACCGGUCUGUUUCUGCCCUAGAUAUGAUGGGGGGAUCUGUUGUUUGCCUGAUGAGAUGGUCUUCUGAGGCUAAAAUUGCAGCAGGGCCAGAGGCUGCUACAGAAGUUGGUCAAGAUAUCGGAGAAAUGUGGAUGAGACUGGUGCAAGGACUCAGAAAAAUAUGUCUGGAUAAUAGAGACGAGGUGAGGAACCAUGCUAUUCUGAUAUUGCAGAGGUGUACAGCGGGAGUGGACGGGAUUCACCUUCCGAAUACGCUGUGGUUCCAGUGUUUUGAUGUGGUGAUCUUUACGUUACUUGAUGAUUUGUUGGAUAUUUCACUUGAGAGCUCUCCGAAGAAUUACCGGAAAAUGGAGGAAACACUUGUCCUCGCGAUGAAAGUAAUGACAAAAGCAUACUUGCAGCAACUGCAGGAUCUGUCACAGCAACCAUCCUUUUGUAGACUAUGGUUAGGAGUUCUUAAUCGAAUGGAGAGAUACGUGAAAGUAAAAUUCCGAGGAAAACGUAGUGAGAAAAUACACGAAUUAGUUCCUGAGCUUCUCAAGAACAUCCUGUUUGUGAUGAAGACAACAGGAAUUCUCUUGCCAAGCGAUGAUAUUGGCGGUGACAGUUUUUGGCAGUUGACAUGGUUGCAUGUGAAGAAUAUAUGUCCGGACUUGCAAUCGGAAGUGUUUCCAGAUCGUGAACCGGAGCAAACACAAGCAAAGCCGGCUGCAUCUGUUCCCGGUCCAUCUAGUGAGUCCGCAGUGUGUACCUAAUUUCAGAAUAGAAGAUUGCAAAUUAUACUCUGAUAUUUUUUUGGAACUAUAGCAUCUCAAUAAUGUCCCUGCUUGGAAUUGUUGUCGGAGUUGUUGAACAGAAGCAGCAGGCAGUCUCUCGAAGUCGGACAUCCAUAGUUACAGAUGAGAAGCUUCAGAAUUUCACGUAGCUUACGUGAGGGCUUUCUAAUUGAACCAUUAUUUGCUUCAAUUGUAGUCCCCUUUUGAUUGUACCAGUGGGACUGAAAAAUAGCUAAAAUUUCUGCAUACAAAUUUUGUAGUGUUGAUUACUGUACCAAAAGCUCUAGAUUGCGUAAUUAUUCUCUGUAUACUUUGGUCUCACAAUUUUUUUCACAUAUCACAACCAUACGAACUUUGUUUUUUCGAA
Molecule: messenger RNA, 4977 nt
Organism: Mercurialis annua (annual mercury)
Lineage: Eukaryota; Viridiplantae; Streptophyta; Magnoliopsida; Malpighiales; Euphorbiaceae
Product: ARF guanine-nucleotide exchange factor GNOM-like
Exons: 3
Coding region: 231-4589 (1452 amino acids)
Biological process (GO): regulation of ARF protein signal transduction
Molecular function (GO): guanyl-nucleotide exchange factor activity
Source: RefSeq, a predicted model, not a curated record